Molecule: messenger RNA, 2812 nt
Organism: Ceratina calcarata
Lineage: Eukaryota; Metazoa; Arthropoda; Insecta; Hymenoptera; Apidae
Gene: Wat
Product: worker-enriched antennal transcript
Exons: 4
Coding region: 976-1206 (76 amino acids)
Source: RefSeq, a predicted model, not a curated record
CGGUUUGUGGGCGACCUCGUGCCUCCCUGUAAAACACAUACAAUCGAAAGAGCGCGCGCGUGACUUCUUCGCGAAAAUCUACCAACGUUUCCUUCAAUGUCGUUCACGCUACCUUGAACGGAGUUGGUUAACCCUUUAAAGACGAGGUGGAGUCUCGACACACAUUCCUUUAACGAGCUAGAAAAACAGGGUGACUUCACUCACAGUCGCAAUCGCGUAAAAGUAUCCCAAUGAGUAUUUCAUAAUUAAUUGACGGUGCAUAUAAUUAUGAUAAAUUCGCGUGUUAGAUUAGAUUUAUCAGUGAAUUUCACGAGACGUGAAUUUUAAUUGUUAUCUGGAAUGGAUGAUUUUUAUCCAGUUUUAUGGCCAUAAAGUGUAUCGAGAAAUCGUGUAAGUAAUAAACGAGCCGUUCUAGCUAAUUUUUUUAUAUCUCUAAUCUGACAUAUGUAAUUAAUAGCCUGAGCGCGCACAGAGUUUAUAUAUGUAUAAUCAAUGGAGAACACGAUGGUUGAUAAUACACUUGGAAUUCUCAAUUACAAGCCUUAAAUAUAAUUUGUAAAGCUAAUGGUGAAGCAUGUGUAGAAUAAUAUCAGACGAGAGUAUCUCGUAACGAGGCGGUUAAUCGCCUUGACAUUGCGUCAAGCGAAUCGGGGUAAAGAAUCGCUGAUCCAUUACGUGUUCAGGUUGCAUUCGAUACGGAGAACCGAUAAAGGGGAUCGAGCGUAUACUCGUUCGGAUCAUUGUAGCAAUUAUGUAUUCUGACAGGUAUUAGGCGUUCCCAGGCUCGUAACGUCGAUGGAAUCCUCGAUCGUAAGCGCGCGUAACGAUUUCAUCAGAUUUUACAUAACAGAACACGGCGAACACGAUGAAAACCGAGAUGAUCAUUGCCCGUCGCAGGUGCAAAUCGCCUUUUUCCAUCUUGCAGCUCAAUAGAAUCGACUGAAAUAGAAGACGAUUCUGGUGACGUUGGUUUUAAUGGUUCUGGCAGUGGCUUCGUCCCAGGACUACAGUCAACUGUUCGCAGGAUUCGGACCUUACCUCAGGGAAGCAUCUGCGAUGCGAGAUCCACGGUCCAACAGAGGUCCAGUGCUGUUCCCGCCGGGUCCUCCAGCUAAUUCCGAGGACUCGAGUGGAGUAAUAAUUGGUGCAAGUGGAUAUGGAUUCGUGCCGCCCAACACAGCUUUCUACAGGUACUUUUACUAUUAACGGACAGCGGAGGUAGGAGAGUAUUCGGAAUGGCCGUAAACACUGCCAUCGACGGGGAAGUGGUAUGGAAGUUCGAAGGAGGCUAAAGAACGAUUUAGUAAUCGUGGACCUCUGGAUCGUCUUUGUAUCAUAUUCUUCGUGGUGCGUCUAGCACCCAACAGCACCCUUAGCAGUAUUUGUAUAGAAAUGACUAAUAUAUAAUAUAUCGUUAACGUUUUUUUAUAACAUACGUCAGUACAACAGAACCUCGAUCAACGUCAGCUUUAUAAGAUUAUUAGAAAGCAAAAAUUUGUGCAAUCAUAUGGUGAAUCCUCAAAGCUAAUUUAAUUUAUUGUUAAUGUCAAAUGAUCACCGAUAAUGUUCACCGAGGAUAUAUAUAAUUGUAUUUCGAUUUGCGUAUCAGAUAAGCUUUGAAAAUUCUAGAUAAUUUAGUCAACGUAGUUUCGUAAACGUACGUACGCGUGCUUGGCUAUUGCACCAGUUGAUCGAUCGAGCUGCACUUGAAAUCGAAAUGCGGCGAGGUAUGCGGACCACACGGGAGCCUGGUUUGUCCCAUCGGCUCACGGAUCUAUCGGCCCAGUCACUUUGGAUCAAUCUGCGUGGAACCGAUAGCCGUGUACAAAUCCUGGUUCGAUAAACUUGUUAGUUGUUUAACGAGAACACUCCCUAUUAUUAUGUCAUAGCUGCGGUCGGUCCAACUGAGCAAUACCCCGUGAAAAUCGUCAUUUCACGGUGUUCACGGUGACUGAUAACCGUUGGAUAAUGCAUCGAGUCACGUACGCGCGGUGACAAAAAGGCGUUUGAUAAAAAUCGCGUGAAGGGACCUUGCGAAAGUUUACCUCUCGACCGAUUUGCUCCAGGUAAAACGAGUCUCGAUCGAUUAUCGAAUCUCGUCCGCAAAAACCGAUUUCCUUAACGCAAUUACGUGCAACGUAAACAUUAACUGAAUGAAAUCGCGGCACGAAAUUAAGGAAAUAUGUUACAAUGUGUGCUUAGGAAUUUGUUCAAAUAGCUUUGGUACUGCAGAAAAUUAUAACUCCUCUGUAGUAAAUACAUUUGUAAAGAAAUCUGUUCUUUCCAUAAUUAAUGGAAUGCUAUGUUUGUUUGAAUUUUUAUUUUCAUGUAUAAUUAAUGAACUGUUGAGUAAAACGAAAUUAUAUAUUUUUAUAAAAUCGUGUAAAUCAUUUCUGUAAUUUAUCUCUUAUCAUGAUAAUAAGAUAAGCAUGUGAGUACAAGAUCUGUAAGGUGUAAACGGGAUUUCAAGUUUGGAAAAGGAAGAAGCUCAGUUCCGUCUUAUGGAAUCCGCAUCGACAGUUUCGCACGCUGCGCUGAGUCAGCUCGGUUAAUCGAUGCCUCUAUCUUUUUCCCUCCGUCAAUGAUUAACGAGACGUCCGUCGGAUCAUUAAGACUUACCGUUCGACUUAAUUUUGCUCGUCUGGACGAUCUUAAUUACGUACGCGUCUCUACGGAGCAACCACGCGUCUGACUCGUCUAUCUAAAUCUACUUAUGUAUUUACGUGUUUAGAAUAACGAGACCGUCAUUUGUAUUUUAUAUCGUCGAUUUCUAAUUGUCGUUUCAAAUAAAUACAUAUCUCGGUUUAUUUUA